AUGGGCUAUAAGGAAGGAGAAGGUUUAGGUAAAUUCGGUCAAGGAAAUGCCUCCGUCGUCAAUCCACAGGUAAAUACAGGUAGAGGAGGUCUCGGAACAAUUGAUGAAACCUCUAACUUGUCGAAUGUUGUCGAAAGUAGUGAUGGAACUUAUAAAUUACCUUCAAAUUUUCAAGUUCAAAGACAUGAAGCUGAUCCAAAGAUUUAUAGUCAUAAGGAAGAAUUUGAAUGGAUUGCAUGCAAGGAGGAAAAUAGAAAAAUCUACUCUGGACCAAAUGAUCCAAUUUACAAAAUUGUCAAACCAGAGAGUGAUAAUUUGGAUCCAUCCAAAAUGGCACCAAACGAUGCUAAUGAAGGACAAAAUCCAUUCAUUGAUCCUGAAAUUAUGAAAUCCAUUUUCAAAACAAAAGCAGACUUUGAUGAUUUACCACCGAAAAUAUUCCUCGAUGCAAGAUUGAGAUCUAAUCCAUAUGAAAAAAUUGGUAAAUCAAUCUUUCAAAAUAGAGCUGCUGUAAAAUUGGCUAAUAUUGAUUUAGUAACAGAUUUGACCAGUGAAACAUCCUUGCCAAGACUUGUAGAAGAAAAUGGCGUUCUCUAUUUUGCAGAUAUUUGUGCUGGUCCAGGUGGUUUUACAGAAUAUUUAUACUAUAGAUAUAAAACCUCUAAAGCUAAGGGUUGGGGUUUCACGCUUAAGAAUGAUAAGGAUGAUUGGAAGUUGGAAAAAUUCAAUAAUGAAUCUCCAUGUUCAAACUUUGAGUUAAAUUAUGGUGUGGAUGGCACAGGUGACAUUACCAAAAAUGAAAAUAUGCUUUGUCUUGAUGAUGCUGUAAAUAGAGGAACAAAUAAUAGAGGAUUGGCACUUGUGACUGCUGAUGGAGGAUUUUGUGUUGAUGGUGUUGAGAACUCUCAAGAAUACUUGACACAACAAUUAGUUCUUUGCCAAUUUUUGACUGCUCUUCUUACUUUGAGAAAGGGGGGAUGUUUUGUUUGCAAAUUAUUCGAUUUGAAUACCUGGUUUUCUGCCUCUCUGAUAUAUGUCAUGUAUCAAUACUUUGAAAAGGUUACCAUUUUCAAACCAUUUUCAUCGAGACCAGCAAACUCUGAAAGAUACAUUGUUUGCAAGGGAAUGACAGAAAGAAAGCCUGAAAUUAUCAAGUUUCUUCUCCAAGCCAAUACCAGACUUUCUGAACGGAAACCAAUCAAAUCACUUGUUGAUUGUGAUGUAAUGACUUCUGAUAAGGAAUUUGCUCAAUUUAUGACCACCUCUAAUAAUACCUUCUCAGAAAAUCAAGAUUAUAAUUUGAAACGAUUGAAAAUGGCAAUUGAAGAUAGGUAUAUUGAUAUUAAGGAUCUUCAAUACCAACUUCAACAAUCAUGUCUAAAAGAGUGGAAUUUACCUGAAUCAAGAUCCAGAUCGUAUAAUAAGAGAUCUUAUGAUAAUUAUAGAGGUAAUAGGUCAUAUGACAGAGACAGGAAUUAUAGUGGUGGACGUGGAGGUUAUGGUGGAAAUCGUGAUAACAACAGAUAUGAUAACAGAAAUAAUGAUAGCAGAUAUGAUAGACAUGACAGAAGGGAUAACAAUGAUUAUUACAACAAUAAUGGUAGAAGCAAUAAUAGUCGUAACUAUGGAAGAGUAAAUAAUCAUGACGACAGAUAUGAAAGAAGAGAUUCCCAUCAUUCAAAUUCAUACAGAAAUGACAGACAUUACAGAUAA
Messenger RNA from Naegleria gruberi, 1713 nucleotides. RefSeq lists its product as uncharacterized. Gene Ontology annotation, cellular component: cytoplasm; nucleus. The record is from RefSeq and is a predicted model, not a curated record. Gene Ontology annotation, molecular function: nucleic acid binding; methyltransferase cap1 activity. The transcript has a single exon. Gene Ontology annotation, biological process: 7-methylguanosine mRNA capping. Bases 1 to 1713 code for a protein of 570 amino acids. Lineage: Eukaryota; Heterolobosea; Eutetramitea; Acrasida; Naegleriidae.